Messenger RNA from Alternaria ventricosa, 7671 nucleotides. RefSeq lists its product as uncharacterized. Gene Ontology annotation, cellular component: site of polarized growth; cell cortex. The transcript is spliced from 3 exons. Lineage: Eukaryota; Fungi; Ascomycota; Dothideomycetes; Pleosporales; Pleosporaceae. The record is from RefSeq and is a predicted model, not a curated record. Gene Ontology annotation, biological process: cell morphogenesis. Bases 1 to 7671 code for a protein of 2556 amino acids.
AUGACUGCUUUCCCUCUCCUGCAAGCUCGACCAGCUGCUGGGAAUGUGUCGCACCAUAUAGAGCACCCCUCGUCGGCCUCGCGUGAGCCCAGCCAGACCCGCGGGCGUGCGCUGACUGCCUCGUCACGAACCAUUGCCUCGCGCUCCCAGACGCCCGCCGUUAAGGCUGCCAGCAGCAAUUCGAGCCCCGACCGCACCCUGACGACGCUCGAGCGCAAACCCUCGGGCUCGUACGCCCACAACCGCAACACGUCCAUCGUCCACGGCAUCCAGCACUCGCGCAACACCAGCUUCGUCAACUCCCCCGCCACCAGCCCGCUGAGCCCCCAGAUCAUCGCCGCCGCCGCCGGGGCAACCCUCGAUGGAGCCCUCAUGUCGCAGGAAUCAAUAGCCGACGCCUUCGCCGCCAACGGCAUGCAGCCUGGCGCAGGCACGGGGAACGUCUAUGCCGGCGUGGGGCCCCAGGCGGCAUCGAGCGAUGGAAGCAUUCCUCACCGCAAGCCUGAACGGGCGCCGAGUGCCAGAUCCGCGCGAAAGGGCCACAACCACCAUCGCUCCCAGUCGCGCCACCCGCCGCAUCCCCACGAACUCAAGACGGUUGGCGAAUAUGCCCUGCACCACCUCUUCAACUCCUUCAUCAGCCAGGCCGAGCAGAAGAUCAACCAGUGCAUGACGGAGAGAGGCCAGCCCGAGGCCCGGGUAGAGGGUGUCUGUGGACCUGGUGUAGACCCCACCUUCGACCAGCUCAUCGCGGCCCUAGGCCAUAUUGCGCGCCAUAAGCCAAAACCGCUCAUAGACACCAUCAUGCUAUGGCGCAAAGCCAAGAGUGAGGAGGCGUCCAAACAGCGCACUCACCUGCUUACAGCCCGACAAGCCAACCCAGGGCUACAACUCCAUCCUGCGCUAUCUCGACGUAAUACUGAACCGGUCCAACAACUGGAUAAUCCAUCCGCAGCCUCUGUGGCAUCUGGCCCCGACCACAUCGUCGCUCUGCAGCAGACUGUCACGCAAGCCGAACAGCGAUCGACCGUCUCAACCUACAUCCUUUGCCGCGUCCUGAUCGAGAUCAUGACCCAAACCGACCUCCAGAACUUGACUUUUGAGAUGGCCGACCGUCUCCUUGGUCUUUUCUACGGCCAGCUCAGCACGGUGGACCCUGACCUCGUGGACAUUUCCCCCCUCAACCUCGCCAAUUGGACCAUCUACAGCCAACUGCUCGGUGUGCUAAGUGGCCUCAUUUUUGAGCAAGUGCAAGAUAAGUUCAUCACCGACCUGAAGACCGUCGAUGGUCACUUGGCUAUCAAGAAUCAGUACAACCGAGAUCAUGAGGCAAAAGGCGCCUUGCUCAUUCGCGCUCUGAGGCACCUGCAAGUGAAAUCUUAUCCUGAAGACACUUGGGACCGGACAUGUGAUUUUAUGCUCUCCAUGGCCAAGCUUUUCACCAGUGCCCACGGACAGCCGGUCAAAUAUGCGUACUGCCAAGUCCUGAGGGAACUAUUACUACGCAUCACCUCCAAAGCGACCAUUGAACUCAACGCACCUAGAUGGAAGACCGUGAUCGACAUGAUGAAGCAGCGCGCUGCCAUACUGCUGGGCAAGCCGAAACACUGGCACGAAGCCUUCCCACUUAUGGCAGCUAUUCUAUGUGCUUCUCCGACCGAAACCUUUCUCUCUCAAUGGCUUGCGCUCGCCUUGUCUACUCAGCCACGACUCAAAGAGCGCGCGACCAGAGCCAUCGCCCUUCGAGGCAUCUGUCGGCUAGUGUGGACUUACAUAUACAGGCGGGGAACCGAAGCGCCAAACGUCGCCGUUCGCCGAUUGGAAGAAAUCAUACGGAUGGUGUUCCAGCCCGGAAGGCGAUCGUACCUAUCAACUGAGCCCGCCAUCGCUGAACCCUUGAUACAACUGACGCGCAUUAUUGGCUACAAGUACCAAGACCUUUGCUUCAAGACUAUCAUCUUUCCCCUGCUCAACUCCGAAAUGUUUUUAUCAGGCCGAGAAUUGCGCGUUGAAAACCUAGAGCCUGACCGUAUGGUCAUUGGUAUCCGUUCGUUUCUGGCCAUCAUGGCUGAUCUCGAAAACACAGAGCAGCCGCCUUUCCCACUUACGUUCGACUACGAUCCAAAUGCGGUAUCGAACGAGCUCCCUGCUCUUCCUUCUAGUCCGCGGCCUUUACAGCCUCUGCCCAUAAAGUCAAGUCUUCUCAAGGAAGAGCGUCUGUCGCGUCCUGUGAACUUCUCUGGUUUCGCCGAAGUGGCCAAGGAGUACUAUAUUCGCUUCUGUAAGAUCUUGGGAGAGAUCACCAUCAUUUGCGACAACGCAUUCGGAGGCCAGGCCGUACUCGACGAAAAAUUCUCAUCGCAAACACCAAAGACGCCCAUGGCAGCAGCCUUCAGUUUCGCUCCUCGUGAAGACUACAUGACCACUACGGAUCCGCGACAAGGGUUCUAUGACCUCUUGCAUGUCGCGGUUCAGGCUUUACCCCGCUGUCUGUCUCCACAUAUACCAUUCAAUUCACUGGUAAAUCUGCUGUGCACCGGGACAGCUCACGUACAGGGGAACAUCGCUGUAUCAUCCGCUCAAUCACUCAAGUCUAUAGCCCGACAGUCACAUGCACAGCAAGUCACGAUUGGCUUUGCACGUUUCAUUUUCAAUUUCGACGACCGUUAUGCUACCAUGUCUGAUGGUGGCAUGCUUGGGGCUGGGCACAUUGAGAACACCUUGAAACUCUACGUGGAGCUACUAGAGAUAUGGAUUGAAGAGAUCAAGCGCAAAACACGCAAAGCAGCAUUGGAUACGCCAGAUGACGGUUCUGGUAAUCGCGCGGCUCUUCUUGAUCUGUCUUCAGUUUGGGCGCACGUUGACGAGGUUGAGUCCCACGGUCUCUUCUUCUUAUGCUCGCCUUCACGUCGCGUUCGCUCAUACGCUGUUACCGUGCUUCGCCUCAUAACUGAAUUCGACACGGCUCUGGGAGGCUCCAAUACACGUGUCAUCCGGGUAAUGGAGGGCAGUCCCCAGAGAGUGCUCGACAUCAGCGAUGAAAAGUUGUCGUUGGCUGAGCGCAGUCGAUUGCAACGCGGCAUGCGCAAGAGCAAUGUGCAGAGUACCCUUGUUGAGCUUUGUGGUAGCGACGUGCCGUACGACGCUACGUUAUGGUUCAAGAUCUUCCCAAAUCUGGUUCGAAUCAGCUUUGAGGUGUGUCCUUUCGCCGUGACUCUCACUCGUGACAUAGUCUGCGCGAGACUUGCACAGAUGUAUCGCACUCUAUCAUCCCUAGCUGAGGGCCAGCGCUCUACGCCGUAUUCGCCCUUCGAGCCCGGAAGUAGCAAGCUCAGCGGCCGCCUUGCUUCCACAUCACCAGAAGUCGUCAUCGAACAGUGGAAGUUGUACCUCAUAUUCGCCUUCACGACAUUGACAAGUCUCGGCCCGACGGCCACAUCAGCUACGCAAGGAAACCACUCGCGUAAGAGCUCAAAAUCUUCACAGAUAAGCACGAACAAGCAACAUACUGCUACCGAGUUGUUUUCCAAAGUCCUUCCGUUCCUGUCAGUGGACAAUGUCGCCAUCCGAGAUGCUGCGGUCAUCGGCCUCGGUUCCGUCAACCUCAACCUUUACCGUACACUGCUCGAAUCGCUUCAAGGGAUCGUGGCCGCUUGCUCUGAGGAGGCAAAGAUGCGCUUGGGCAAUCACAACCGGACGAUCAGCAGCCCCCGCCCAAUCAACUAUCGGACUGACCAUCUUCGGACUGAGAUUACACACGUGUACAAGCUGACCUCACAGCAAUUUCUCAAACUCCCUGAGGCCCACAAUGACGAAUGGAUAAUCAACAACCUCAUGAACUACACCAAGGAUCUGAGAAUAUUCCUAAGUGAUACGGAAGUUCAACUCGAAGCGCGCUAUCAGAAGCUACGUACGCACUAUUGUGGCCUGGUGGAGGUUCUGUUUGAGGGCAUCAACAAAACCAGUGAUCCUUUGCAUUGGAUGCCUUUCCAAGCCCGAAAAGCUGCAUUUACAUUGAUGGAAGAGUGGUGCGGCUAUGCGGCAAACCAGUCUCAGAUCCGCCAGCGUGAAGAACAGAUGCGCCGUUCCAUGCUUGAUCGAGAGGUAGACAAAAACAACAAAGGCAACGCUACUGCGGCUCUCGAGAUCGAAAAACGCGAUCUUCGAACCGCAGCUCUGAGUGCCAUGGCGGCGUUGUGCGGUGGGCCUGUCAGUAUCACCACUGACAGCAAAGUUCUUCUUCAAUUCGAUGUCAUCCGCAUGCUCUCGUGGAUCCAGAGCAUCUUCGAAACUCCGAGCGACCGGACACACGCGAUUGGUCGCCGUGCACUCACCAACCUCAUACUGCACAACCGCGAGCAUCCAUACUUGCUGGACAAGGCAAUCGAGAUGUGCUACCUCGCAGUUUCUGGCAAAGCUUUGGAAAGCUACUUCGAAGUUGUCACGCAAGUCCUCACACAACACGAGGAUUACACGUUGCCAUUCUGGAAAGUACUCAGCGCCGGCCUUUACACUCUUGGACAUGAGAACAGCGAAAUACGCACCAAGUCAACGCGAUUGCUCCGAACACUUGAAGCUCGCGAGGGCAAGAAUUCGAAGCUGCAAGAUCUUGAUAUCAGCAUUUCUGACAAGACUGUUGCUGUCUACAAGCUGGCACAAUUUGAGACGUCACGGAGACUUGCCAAGCAGCAUGCUGAACUCGCCUUCCUGGUCUUCUCGCAAUUUUCCUACUACUUCAAAGAUCUCAAGCCUGAUCACAAGCGCAAUAUGGUCGCCGCUAUGCUUCCAUGGGUGCAAUCCGUCGAACUCCAAGUAAACCCGGAUGGAGGGCCGACUGCUAACUCUUACAUGCUGCUUGUCAACCUCUUUGAAAUCACUUACAGGUCCGGCAACGUACUGCACAAUGAGAUUCAGGCGCUCUGGCAAGCUCUAGCAACGGGGCCGUACGGUGGAAAUGUUCAGUUAAUCUUGAACUUCAUCAUCAAUCUUUGCCUAGACAAGCGGGAACAAAACUACGUCGACUACUCUAAGCAGAUCGUAGUCCAUCUAUCCAGUACCCCUGCAGGGCUGAAGGUGGUCGAGUUCUUGCUCCUACAGAUCAACCCGCGGUCUAUGGUAAGCGAAAAGCGCGAACCUAUGCCACCACCACCAGACGCCGUCAAUCUCCCAUACUUGGCCGAUCUCACCCAGGUCCUACCAAGUAGCAACAAACAGUCUGGCUUCGCUCUGGGACAGGUUUGCCUCAUCCUGUUGGUUGACCUCAUGGUAUCUCCAGUUGAGGUGGCCAAGGAGCACAUUCCUUUGCUUCUACAGGUGGUCUUGGUUCUUUGGGAUCAUUAUACUUCUGUAGUUCAGGACCAGUCUCGCGAGAUGCUUGUGCAUUUGAUUCACGAGCUAGUCAUCUCCAAGAUUGAGGACGAUACGCCAGGCAUCAACAAAAGAUCGAUCGAAGAUUUCAUUGAGGGCAUUCGACAACAUGAUCCCAAAGUGGUAUGGAGUUACGACGACAAGAAUGGUAAAGACGUUACAGAUUCAACGUUCAAGGUUCCCGAGCCGAUGGAGUAUGUUGCUGGCGAAGUCAUGAGAUUCUUUUCGUUCGCGUACCCUGGACUUAGGGAAGCUUGGGGGCGAGUCGCACUGAAUUGGGCCACGUCCUGUCCGGUCCGACAUAUUGCGUGUCGAUCAUUCCAGCUCUUCCGCUGCAUCCUAAGCUCGCUCGAUCAGCAGAUGCUAUCCGACAUGCUUGCAAGACUUUCCAACACCAUAUCAGACGAGGAGAGCGAUAUACAGACAUUCUCUAUGGAGAUACUUACGACGUUGCGAACGAUCAUCGAAGCACUAGCACCGGAUGACCUCAUACAGUACCCUCAAUUGUUCUGGACCACUUGCGCAUGCUUGGAUACCAUACACGAAGGCGAGUUCAUGGAGAGUCUGUUGAUGCUAGACAAGUUCCUCGACAAGCUUGAUCUGGGUGACGAAGAGGUGCUGGCGAUCCUGGAAGAAAGUUGCCCAGAUAAAUGGGAAGGCAAAUUCGAAGGCCUUGCUCAACUGACGUACAAGGGUAUCCGGUCGAGUACGUGUUUGGACCGAUCUUUGCGAAUCCUGGAGAGAUUGGUGGUCCUACCUCCCAGCCGCAUCGUGGGCGACGAUAGCCGGCUAAUGUACACCAUUCUCGCGAAUCUGCCAAGAUUCCUACGAUCGUUCGACUCUACAGCAAAAGAUUCUAGUGUUCGAGCCACCGCCGAAGUGCUUGCAAAGGUUGCUGAUCAGCACUACCAGUGCACAUCGCUUUCCGAAGCCUUGACAGCCUUCGCAAUGAAGAGGUAUCGUCAAGAGAAGGACUUCCUCGCACAGACAAUGUCCGCUAUCCGCUCAACAUUCUUCCCAGAACAUGAGUUCGGCAGCCUCGUGUUCCUGCUCGGUCUCUUGAUGAACAACAUCGAUUGGAUGAAGAUCAACACAAUGGAAGUGCUCUGCGUCCUAUUACCCGAGAUCGAUAUGCGCAAGCCGGAGAUGGCCUCCAAAGGAUCCGAUCUUUUUUCGCCUCUUCUACGACUACUACAGAGUGCGUAUUGCCCUCAAGCUCUGAGGGUUCUGGACUUCGUCAUCAACCUCAACAUGACUAGUACUCUUACGCCGUUCGACAAGCAGCAUAUUCGUAUGAGUAUGGCGGGUUCUCACUCCACCAGAGGGUACAAGAAACAGUUCGAGAAAACGCAGUCAUUGUACGGUAUCCCUGAAGAAAGCGGCUGGUCAAUUCCGAUCCCCGCUUUGCACUCGCAGUUGACGAGGGCCAACGUCCACGCGGUUUUCUACACCUGCGGAAAUUUCGGGGAGAUGAACGUGCCAGACACCGAAACACCCAAAGUAGAGUUCCGCCAGGAAGAAUUCCCGUUCAGCCCCUUAUCCGACUACCACCGAACAGCGACCAUGACUUCAGAAGAUACUCGGGGCGAUAGUCACAUCGGUGAACUGGUCAUGAAACUAGACAGCUUGGACGACUUCUUUGAGGAUGAUGACGACGCCGAGACAUUGACAGACCUACCAAACUUCUCGUCUUCAGGGCGCUAUGCGAAUGGAUCGUUUGCUCACGAUAUGCGUGAGAAUCUAUACGAUCAGCAAACGGCGCCUAUCCUGCACAAAUCUCUUACGCGGAACGCGUCCGUGACAUCGUUUCAGUCGGGGUUCAUCUCUGAUGUCAAGCUCUCCCCGGCUAGGGACCCCGGUGUCAUGACCCCGGGCGCUUUCAGCUCUUUUGCCAACUCUUCUUCGAGUACCUUACCCCCAACAAGCCACCCCCGCCCUGGUCUGCAUUCCCGAUCAGUAACGUCACCAUCCGCUCCAAACCAACCACAGCGCAUUUCACCUUCGCUCUCGUCCACCACUCUCGACGAACAAAACGAGCCGUUCUCCGACGACGAAUACUCGGCUGGUCGUUCGAACAGCACAGACAAAGCCGGGACUUUUAGUCUGGAGAACAUCAUCAAACCCGUCGCUCACGAUACGCGAAGUCGCUUUAGGAGUGGCAUGCGGCGACUGACUGGCGGCGGCGGAGACAACAAAGAAGGUGCCAAGACAAGAGAUGCGAUCAAACUGGCAUUACAAAAGAGUCCCCAGGUGCCAAAGGUACCUGACAUCUACCUGGUGAAUCCCAAGAGCGCGGAUCUGUAG